AUGAACGUCCUGAAAGACAACACGGACCUGGCCUGCUACUACACCACCAAGCACUCCUGGAGGGGAAAAUACAAGCGCGUCUUCUCCGUAGGAACACACGGCAUCACCACCUAUAACCCCACCACACUCGAAGUAACAAAUCAGUGGCCUUAUGGAGACAUUUGUGGAAUCGGCCCGGUGGGAAAAGGCCAGGGAACAGAGUUCAGCCUCACAUUCCGAAAGGGCACUGGCAAGAAGUCGGAGACUCUCAAGUUCUCCACUGAGCACCGGACAGAGCUGCUCACAGAGGCGUUGAGAUUCCGAACAGAGUUUUCAGAAGGGAAAAUCACUGGAAGGCGAUACAACUGCUACAAGCACCACUGGAGCGACACGCGGAAGGCCGUGAGCUUGGAGGUGACGCCAGGCGGCAUCGACCAGAUCGACCCGCACACCAACAGGGUGAUAUGCUCUUACGACUACCGCAAUGUGGAGGGCUUCGUGGAGACCUCCGACUACCAGGGCGGGUUCUGCAUCCUUUAUGGCGGUUUCAGCCGGCUGCAUCUAUUCGCCUCCGAGCACCGGGACGACAUCAUCCGCAGCGCCAUCGAGCACGCGGGAAACUUUAUCGGCAUCAUGCUGCGACUCAGGAAGGAGUCCAUCACCUUCGAGAAUUUCGUGACCGACCGACUGGGGAAGUACAGCUCGGACGAGAGCAUCACCUCGCUGGCCGAGUUCGUGGUGCAGAAGAUCACCUCGCGCCACCCGGAGCCAGUGAAGCGCAUUUUGGCGCUGACCGAGACGUGUUUGGUCGAGAGGGACCCGGCUUCUUACAACAUUGUCACCAUUAAACCUUUCGGGGAGGUGUUUGCUCUCAUCUGCGAUGUUGACAACCCUCAGGUUUUUACAGUCGAAUUCAUCCGAGGCCAGAUCAGAAAAUUCUCAUCCACAGAACGAGACUCUCUGCUGGCCAGCCUGCUGGACGGCGUGCGCGCGUCUGGCAACAGGGAUGUGUGCGUCAAGAUGGCCCCGACGCGCCGCGGCCAGCGUUGGGGCCUUUUGAGCAUGCCCGUAGACGAGGAGGUGGAGAGUCUUCACCUCAAGUUCCUGGCGGCGCCGCCCAAUGGAAACUUUGCCGACGCAGUAUUCCGAUUCAACGCCAACAUAUCAUACAGCGGCGUGUUGCACGCAGUAACGCAAGACGGUCUGUUUUCGGAGAACAAAGAAAAGCUCAUCAACAACGCCGUCCUGGCUCUGCUGUCCCAGGAGACCGAGCUUCCAGCGCUCAACUCCGAGCUGGAGAGUCACUUCCAGGCCAUCCGUCGCCUAGUGGCCUCCAAGGCAGGCUUCCAGGCCUUUACUCAGCUGCCAAAGUCUGGUCAAGCGUCUGGACUCACAGACGGAACGUUCAGGGAAAAAUUGGGAGUAAAGACUGUCAAAGCUUUAAAGAGAAACAACAACGGUGUGACGCACGCUGCUAUUGACAUGCUCUGCGCCCUCAUGUGUCCCAUGCAUGAUGACUACGACCUGAGGCAAGAGCAGCUCAAUAAGGCGUCUUUGCUUUCGUCCAAAAAGUUCCUGGAGAACCUGCUUGAAAAGUUUAUCACUAAUGUGGACCACGGGACGGGGGCUCUGGUCAUUAGCUCCUUGCUGGAUUUUUUAACCUUCGCCUUGUGCGCCCCCUACAGCGAGACCACCGAGGGCCAGCAGUUUGAUAUGUUGCUGGAGAUGGUGGCCUCCAACGGACGCACGCUCUUCAAACUGUUCCAGCAUCCGUCUAUGGCAAUCGUGAAGGGAGCCGGUCUAGUGAUGAAGGCCAUUAUUGAGGAAGGAGACAAGGAAAUAGCUACAAAGAUGCAAGACCUGGCUUUGAGCGAGGGCGCCCUCCCUCGCCAUCUCCACACCUCGUUGUUCACCAUCAGCGUGGACCAAAGGAUGCUUACCAACAGACAGCUGAGCCGUCACUUGGUUGGACUGUGGACCGCAGAGAACCCAGUUGCCAUGAACCUUCUCAAGAGAAUUUUGCCAACGGGCUUGCUAGCUUACAUGGACAGUCCCGAUCCUGUACCGGAGAAAGAUGUGGAUCGAAUGCACGUGCGCGAUAACUUGAAAAUUGCCACGGACCUUCUAAACCGCAACAAGGUACCCGAAUGGCAGAGGAUUGCCGGCAAAGCGGCCAAAGAAGUGGAGAAGUUUGCCAAGGAGAAGGCAGAUCUGGUUCUUAUGCACUGGAGGGACAAGAUGGGCAUCGCUCAGAAGGAGCAGGACAGAAAUAACCUGAAUCCCAACCAAAAACCGGUUAUCUUACGAAAGAGACGACAGCGGAUCAAAAUCGAAGCCAACUGGGAGCUUUUCUACUACAGAUUCCAGCUUGACCACGCGCGCUCCAACCUCAUCUGGAACCUGAAAACCAGGGAGGAGCUGCGGGAUGCGCUAGAAGGGGAAAUGCGCGCCUUCAACGUGGACCGCGAGCUGGGCAACGCUACAGUCAUCUCCUGGAACCACCAGGAGUUCGAGGUAAAAUACGAGUGCCUUUCCGACGAGAUCAAAAUAGGUGACUAUUACUUGCGCCUCUUGCUGGAAGAGGAUGAAAAUGAGGAAUCGAGUGCCAUCAAAAGAUCGUACGAGUUCUUCAACGAGCUCUACCACCGCUUUCUGCUCACACCCAAAGUCACGAUGAAGUGCCUGUGCCUGCAGGCGCUAACUAUAGUGUACAGCAAAUGUUUUGAAGAGAUCGGUCCCUUUACCGACACCAAAUACAUUGUGGGCAUGUUGGACCGCUGUACAGACAAGUUGGAAAGAGACCGACUCAUCCUAUUUUUGAAUAAGCUGAUUCUCAACAGGAAAAAUGUAAAGGACAUCAUGGAUUCCAACGGGGUGCGAAUAAUGGUGGAUCUUCUCACCUUGGCCCAUCUACAUACCAGCAGAGCCACGGUGCCACUGCAGAGCAAUGUGUUGGAAGCAGCGCCAGACAUGAAGCGAGAGAGUGAGAAGGAAUGGUACUUUGGGAAUGCAGACAAGGAAAGAAGAGGACCUUUCAGUUUUGAAGAGAUGCAGGAGUUCUGGACAACGGGUGUCCUCACGGCCAAGACGCGUUGCUGGGCCCAGGGCAUGGACGGAUGGCGCCCCCUGCAGGCCAUCCCCCAACUCAAGUGGUGCCUGCUGGCCACGGGGCAAGCGGUGAUGAACGAGUCGGACCUGGCGACACUCAUUCUCAACAUGCUUAUCACCAUGUGCUCCUAUUACCCUAGCAGGGAUGCGGAUAACGCCAUUAUCCGCCCUUUACCAAAGAUCAAAAGGAUGAUAUCUGACAAUGCGUGCCUGCCUCAUAUUGUUCAGCUUCUCUUGACGUUUGACCCAAUCCUGGUGGAAAAAGUGGCCAAUAUACUGUACCUGGUGAUGCAGGACAACCCAAACUUGCAGCGGCUUUACUUGACCGGAGUCUUCUUCUUCAUUAUGAUGUACACUGGCUCCAACGUACUUCCUGUCGCAAGGUUCCUGAAGUACACUCACUUGAAACAAGCUUUUAAAUCAGAAGAGGCCAAAGGUCAGGACAUUGUUCAGCGUAGCGUUCUAGGCCCGGCUCUUCCAGAAGCCAUGGUGUGCUACCUGGAAAACUACGAGGCCGAACGCUUCUCUGAGAUCUUCCUCGGAGAAUUUGACACGCCUGAGGCCAUCUGGAGCUGCGAAAUGAGGCGCAUGAUGAUCGAGAAAAUCGCCGCUCACAUUGCCGACUUCAGCCCGAGGCUGCAGAGCAACACGCGUGCCCUCUAUCAGUACUGCCCCAUCCCUGUUAUCAGCUUCCCCCAGCUGGACAACGAGCUCUUCUGCAACAUCUACUACCUCAGACACCUGUGCGACACCGUACACUUCCCGAACUGGCCUAUUCGAGAUCCUGUGAAGCUGCUUAGAGAUACUCUUGAAGCGUGGAAGAGGGAAGUGGAGAAGAAGCCUCCCUCCAUGUCGAUAGAUGAUGCUUACGAAGUCCUUAACCUCCCUAAAGGACAAGGGAUGCACGAGGAAAGCAAGAUCAGGAAAGCUUACUUCAGGCUGGCGCAGAAGUACCAUCCAGACAAGAACCCUGAUGGCAGGGACAUGUUUGAGAAAGUCAACAAGGCCUAUGAAUUCCUCUGCACAAAGUCUGCACGAGUCAUUGACGGGCCCGACCCGGAAAACAUCAUCCUGAUCCUGAAGACCCAGAGCAUCCUCUUCAACCGCCACAAAGAAGAACUGGAGCCCUACAAGUAUGCCGGCUACCCCAUGCUCAUCAAAACCAUCACCAUCGAGACCCAAGACGACCACCUCUUUUCCAAGACUUCCCCUCUCCUGCCGGCUGCCGCAGAACUCGCUUUCCACACGGUCAACUGCUCGGCGCUCAACGCGGAGGAGCUUCGACGCGAGAACGGCAUCGAGGUGUUGCUGGAAGCUCUUUCCCGCUGCGUCUCUGUGUUGACUGCAUCCAGCAAGGCUGAUGACAUGGCAGUUCAGGUGUGCGGGCACAUCUGCAAGUGCUACAGCGUGGCAGCACAGUUUGAGGAAUGCCGGGAAAAGAUGAUCGAGCUACCCUACAUCAUCAGAGAUCUUUGUCAUAUCUUGUACUAUGGAAAGGGUCUUCCCAAAACAGCAGCCCUUGCGGUGCAGUGCGUCAGCUCCUUCGCGGUGGACUUUUUCCUCCAAACCCAACUGUACCACGCCGGCGUACUCUGGCACCUUCUGGUGCAGCUCUUCAACUACGAUUACACACUGGAGGAGAGCGGUGUUCAGACCAGCCAGGACACCAACCAGCAGGAGGUGGCUAACCACCUGGCCAAACUCAGCCUGGUCUCCCUCAGCCGUUUAGGGGGGUACCUACAAAUGGCGCCCAGUUCCAACGGAGGAAACCACGCGGCGCAGACCAACGGCGUGGACGGGGUGCCCCCCGAAAACCCCACCAUCCGGAAAAGCCUCUCUGCCAUGUUGACGCCAUACAUCUCCAGGAAGCUAGGAGUGGGAUCCUCUGCGGAGGUCUUGAAACUGUUGAAUAGCAACUCGGAGAACCCCUACCUCAUUUGGAAUAAUGGAACACGAGCCGAGCUGAUGGAGUUUUUGGAGUGUCAGCAAGAAGGAAACAUCAAAAGAGGGGAAAAUGAUGAGAGCUUCGGUGCUGAUUUCAUCUUCACCGAGCACAACAAAGAGCUUAUCGUCGGCGAGAUCUUUGUACGGGUUUACAACGAACAACCUACUUUCCCCUUGGAGUAUCCCAAAGCAUUUGCAGCAAGCCUUUUGGAUUACGUGGGCUCCCAAGCCCAGUACCUUCACACGUUGCUGGCCAUGAGCCAAAGCAACAAGGUGGAAUCCCAGCAGCACGCCGAGCGCCUCCGCUUCGCCGAGAUGGCUCUUGAGGCUUUACGCAACGUCAUCAAGAACAACCCCGGUUCUGAGACUGAAUGCAUUGGCCAUUUCAAGCUGCUUUUCUCACUGCUGCGGGUUCAUGGUGCCGGCAGGGUGCAGCAGCUGGUACUUGAGGUUGUCAACACAGUGACUUCUAAUCAAGAAUGUGUGAGCAACAUCGCCGAGUCGCUGGUGCUGUCCAACCUUCUACUUCUGUUGCACUCCCUCCCAUCAAGCAGACAAAUUGUGUUAGAAACCCUCCAUGCCUUGACAUCCAAUACCAAAAUAGUUAAAGAGGCCAUGAGCAAAGGGGCGCUCAUCUAUUUGCUAGAUCUCUUCUGUAACUGCACUCACCCUCAAGUUCGCACGCAGACGGCCGAGCUCUUCUCCAAAAUGACCUCGGACAAGCUGGUCGGGCCCAAGGUUCGUCUGACUCUUAUCCGGUUCCUGCCGGGCGUGUUCAUGGACGCCAUGCGGGACAACGCCGAGGCGGCGGUGCACAUAUUUGAGGGAACGCACGAGAACCCCGAGCUUAUCUGGAAUGACAGCUCCCGGGAAACGGUGUCCACCACCGUCAGGGAGAUGAUGCUCGAGCACUUUAAACUGCAGAAGGAUAAUCCUGAAGUCAACUGGAAGCUGCCGGAGACCUUCACUGUCGCCUACGGUGCGGGUCAGGGUGAACUGGAAGUAGGCGGAGUCUUUCUGCGGAUCUUUAUCGCACAGCCGGGAUGGGUGCUGCGGAAGCCUCGCGAAUUCCUAGUGUCAUUACUCGAGACACUGACGGAGCUGCUGGAGAAGAACAACCCCAAUGGGGAGGCGCUGGAGACGGUCACCACGGCGGCCGUGUGUCUGUUCAGCUCGCAGACGCAGCUUGCCGAUCAGGUUCCACCUUUGGGUCACUUGCCCCGAAUCUUAGCCGCGCUCAAUCACAAGAACAAUGCCAUUCCCAAGAGCUCUAUCCGCCUCAUCCACGUGCUGUCGGAUAAUGAGCUCUGCGUACGAUCCAUGUCCGCCCUAGACGCCAUCGGCCCCCUUAUGACCGGAAUGAAGGUCCGCACAGACAUGGCCGGAUUGGCUUGUGAGGCGCUGAACCGAAUGUUUCAGAAAGAACAGACGGAACUGGUUGCUCAGGCUCUCAGAGUGGACCUGGUUCCGUACCUCUUGAAACUCUUGGAAGGAAUCGGCCUGGAGACCGUGGACAACCCCUCGGCAACCAAGGCGCAGAUCGUAAAAGCUCUCAAGUCCAUGACACGUAGUCUGCAGUACGGAGAACAGGUGAAUGAGAUCCUGGCAAAGUCCUCCGUCUGGAGUGCCUUCAAGGACCAGAAACAUGAUCUCUUCAUUUCCGAGUCUCAGACAGCAGGUUACCUGACAGGGCCAGGAGUAGCUGGUUACCUCACGGCAGCAGGAAGCAGCACCACCGUACUGCCCAGCGGCCCACCCCCGGUGGACAGCGACCACGGAGAUCAAGGCUGA
This is a messenger RNA of Nerophis lumbriciformis (worm pipefish), 6822 nucleotides long. The record is from RefSeq and is a predicted model, not a curated record. NCBI's taxonomy places the organism in Eukaryota, Metazoa, Chordata, Actinopteri, Syngnathiformes, Syngnathidae.